UUCUCCUCCCCGGACGAUCUCAAGAUGGAAACCAGAUCGACAACACCCCUGCAACGAAGUGCCGGAAGAGGACAACCUUCUUUCCGAUCUCCACGGUAGCCAGUGCAACCUUCGUUCAUGGACUCCGUUUCAAGUUUUUGGGGUCAUUCACACAAUGAACUCAACGAGGAUCAUCACCGCGUUUCCUCCCCCACCAGGAGUUACCCCCAACUUCGUCAACCCCGACUUCAAUGGCAAACAAAUCAUAGUCGCUGGGGUUGUAUUGCCUCUGCUCAUGUUUCCGUUCUUAGGGGCACGGCUGUAUGCGAAGUAUGCUCUACUCAAGAAAAUUCAUUGUGACGAUUACAUGAUAGCUCUGGCUGUGGUAGGCUCUUGCUAUCCUCUCAUGCCCUCGCACAGCGAGUUAACCAAAGUCGUUUCCUUGCAGCCAUUUACGCUUGUGUUUUCUAUUAUGCAAAUGCUUCGUGAGUCCCCAGUAUUUCUCAAGGCCACUAAUUUGGCUAAGGCUUCCCAGAAACCAGAAAUGGGUCUGGGAACCAUAUUUGGGAUAUUCCGCUACCUAAGUUCGAAACCUAUUUCUUCGUGAGUGUAUUCCCCUCUCUGCCAAUCUUCCGUCUGUAGACAUCAUAUCUGAUCCCACGCACCAGUGGGGUGGUAUUUUCGGCUCUCUAACCCUCGGUCUUGCCACUUUGCUCAUCAAGGCU
Molecule: messenger RNA, 704 nt
Organism: Hyaloscypha bicolor E
Lineage: Eukaryota; Fungi; Ascomycota; Leotiomycetes; Helotiales; Hyaloscyphaceae
Exons: 2
Coding region: 155-586 (143 amino acids)
Source: RefSeq, a predicted model, not a curated record